AGAAAAACGGUUCACAGAGGGAAUUUUUCAAAUCGAGAAGAGGCGCUCUGUGUUCAGCGGAGAGGAGUUCAACAACACAAACAAUGCAGAGACCAAACAAAGGGAAGACUCCUCGGAGACCGGGCCCUAAAAAGGCCUCCAACAUAGAGAAAGAUCCUGUCGGGGUGUACUGUCGAAUACGUCCACUCGGAGCAGAAAAUGAGGAGUGUUGCGUUGAGAUGAUCAGCAGCUCCACCAUACAGCUCCACGCUCCCGAUGGGCUCAAAGCAAACCGCAACGGGGAGUACAAAGAGACACAGUACUCAUUUAAAAAAGUAUUUGGUAUUAAUACCACUCAAAUGGAGCUGUUUGGGGACGUUUCCAAGCCUCUGAUAGAGGACCUUAUUCAUUGUAAAAAUGGGCUGCUGUUUACGUACGGUGUCACUGGAAGCGGUAAGACCUUCACCAUGACCGGCUCACCUGGUGAGGGGGGGCUCCUCCCCCGCUGUCUAGAUAUGCUCUUCAACACCAUCGGCCCCUUUCAGGCCAAAAGAUUUGUGUUUAAACCGGAUGAAAAAAACGGGAUGGAGAUCCAGGGUCAAGUUGAUGCUCUCCUGGAGAGACAGAAGCGAGACAGUCAGCCGUCGGUGCCCAAAACGCCAUCCUCCAGGCAGAGGGCCGACCCGGAGUUUGCGGAUAUGAUCAGCUCAGAGGAGGCGUGCAAAGCCGACAAUGUGGACGAAGACUGUUGUUACAGCGUUUUCGUGUCCUACAUCGAGAUCUACAACAACUAUAUCUACGAUCUCCUCGAAGAUGCUCCGUUCGACCCUAUCCGUUCAAAACCGCCUCAAUCCAAGAUUCUCCGAGAAGAUCAGAACCACAACAUGUACGUGGCGGGCUGCACAGAAGUGGAGGUCAAAUCGACGGAGGAGGCCUUUGAAAUCUUUUGGAAAGGACAGAAGAAAAGGCGCAUAGCAAACACUGAGCUUAACCGAGAAUCCAGCCGCUCCCACAGCGUGUUCACGGUGAAGUUGGCCCAGGCGCCGCUCGAUGCGGACGGGGACCACAUUCUGCAGGACAAAAACCAGGUGAGCGUGAGCCAGCUGUGUCUGGUGGACCUGGCCGGCAGCGAACGCACCAGCAGAACCAGAGCGGAGGGAAACCGUCUCCGCGAAGCAGGCAACAUCAACCAGUCCUUGAUGACACUGCGCACAUGCAUGGAAGUCCUGCGUGAAAACCAGAUGUGUGGAACUAAUAAGAUGGUGCCAUACAGGGACUCUAAAGUCACACAUCUGUUUAAAAACUACUUUGACGGAGAAGGAAAAGUCAGGAUGAUUGUGUGCGUCAACCCAAAGGCCGACGACUAUGAAGAAACUAUGCUGGUAAUGCGAUUUGCGGAGAUGACCCAGGAGGUGGAGGUGGCGCGGCCCAUUGACCGGCCGAUCUACGGCCUGGCUGCAGGUCGCAGACACCGAGCCCGGGCCUUCAAGGACGAGCUGUCGCAGCGUCUGGAAGAGCGAGGCCGUCCAAGCAGUGCCGUAGACGACCCGGCUCUCAUGAAUCAGCUGGUGGAAAGCCUUCCGGCUCUGCCUCACUUUGAGCUGCUGGACCCGGCCGACGAUCAGUCGCUGCCUCGCCUCAUCGAGAUCCUGGAACGGAGGCUUCGUGUCCGUCAGAUGAUGUCGGAGCAAUUCGACAAAACCGCCACCACGCUGAGGUCUAUGGUUCAGCAGUUUGACGGUCAGUUAAAUGCGAAAGAGACGUUCCUCCAAGAUCAACGGUGCAAACUGAGCGAGAAAGAAAAGAUCAUCAUCAGCCAGAAGACGGAGCUGGAACGAUUAGAGAAAAAAUCCAAGACGCUGGAAUACAAGGUGGACAUCCUGCAGAAGACCACGGACAUGUACGAGCAGGACAAGCGAUCGCUUCGGAACGAGCUAGAGACGCGAGAGCAGCGGCUGCAGAGGGAGCAGGCGGAGAGGAGGCGCAUGGAGCAGCGCAUGCAGGGCAUGGUGACCGACACCAAGCACAAGUGGGAGAAGGAGUGUGAGAGAAGAGUGAACGCCAAGCAGCUGGAGAUGCAAAACAAGUUGUGGGUGAAGGAUGAAAAGCUGAAGCAGCUGAAGGCCAUCGUGUCGGAGAGCAGCAGCGGAGCAGGAGGAGGAGCAGCAGCAGCAGCAGGAGGAGGAGGAGGAGGUUUCCCCCCCGAGCGUCCAGACAAACCCGAGAGGCCUUCGAGGGAGAGAGAUCACAACACGGGGAGGUCCGCCUCGCCGUCACCGCUUCACGAACUCAACCACACUCCCUCCCACCGAACCCGGGGUAAUGUUAGGGCCGAUCAGGACGCUCACCCAGACACCUCUUCCUCCUCCUCCACCACCUCCUCAGCUUAUCCCUCGGUAGCCUCGUGCAUCUCUGAUUGGGAGCACAGGUUCCCCGUAACCGCGGCCAGCCACGCUAUGCACUCUGGGACUCCCCCGUGCACGAGCCGGACGCCGGCCGCGUGCCGCGGUGCCAGCAGCGUGGGGCGCAGGAGAGGCCACCGCUGGGCCGCGGAGACCGAGGCCGCCGCGCCGACCGUCUAUGGGCUAGACCUUGAGCCAGGCACAAGGGCGGCCGCUCCGGUCCGCCCGACGCACCGGCGCUCUCACUCUGCGGGUGGGGAGAAAUGGGUAGACCACAAACCACCUUCUAAUUUGGACCUAGACACGAUCUUGCAGCCAAUCUUGCCCAAUGCAAUCAGGGUGUCGACCCCGAAUGAGAAAGCUCUGUCCAAAUGCCACAAGUAUGUGCUGAGACAUCAAGAGCUUGCCUCAGACGGGGAGAUCGAGACCAAGUUGAUCAAGGGCAACGUUUUUAAGACGAGAGGCGGAGGACAGGCGGUGCAGUUCACUGACACAGAGACGCUAAAACAAGAGUGGCCAUUAGCAUCAAGUCGCAAGCGGCGUUCAGGCUCUGGAGAAGGAGCCUCACAGAUGGAGGACAUAGAAAACAGGGCUCCAGUUGCAAGCACAAGCUCAGGCUUUGGAUAUCAAAAACGCAGGAAGCCUUAUUAAGCCGUCGGGCAGAUGAAGAGACUUUGUCCUUGAACAGCAAACGCACCGCAGUGAAACUAUGCAGCUGAGGCUUUUUGAUUAGGAGUAAUUCUACUUUGAUCAUAGCCUUUAGAAUGUGUCAAUGGUAGGUGUGAUUUGUGGCAUUAAUGUGUUUUUUUUUUUUUUUUUUUUAAUGCUGAGCCUCUUACGGAUGGGCACAUUCAGUUGCCAAAUAUGAAUAUGUCAUGAUUCAUUUAAUGCUUUUUGAUUGAUCUUUCGCUUCCUUUCUACCGUUACCCAAAGAAAAUAAGAUUUGAGCUUCUGAACAACAGACCAUUUUUAUUUUUUAUUUAUAUGGUCAUUGCUUGCCUUUUUUGGUUUUGUUUUUCAUUUAUUGGAUGUUAAAAUUUAUAUACAACUGACAACAAAAAAUAGAGCUGAUUUAAGCAGUUGUUUUAGGAUGCCCUUGUCACCUGUACAUAUAAAGCUGUUAAGUAGAUUUUUGCUAAAAAUCAAUCUUGGACUGACUGUAAAUAUAUUAUGAAGUUUUUUACUUCUGUUUAUUGAAACAGCUCUUCCUGAGACGUGUAACAUGCUCUUUUUGUUGGCAUUAAAUGUAUUCCAACCCGACCUGUUUCAACUAAUGAAGGCUGCCUGGUUUUAAGGCA
Gasterosteus aculeatus aculeatus (three-spined stickleback) is the source of this 3679-nucleotide messenger RNA. RefSeq names its product kinesin-like protein KIF23. The record is from RefSeq and is a predicted model, not a curated record. Gene Ontology annotation, cellular component: kinesin complex; microtubule; nucleus. Gene Ontology annotation, molecular function: ATP binding; ATP hydrolysis activity; microtubule motor activity. Gene Ontology annotation, biological process: microtubule-based movement; mitotic spindle midzone assembly. NCBI's taxonomy places the organism in Eukaryota, Metazoa, Chordata, Actinopteri, Perciformes, Gasterosteidae.